UGCCUAGUUAAAUAAAGGUAAAAUAAAUAAACUGCUAUGUGAAUAGUAUUUGUGCUGUGUAUAUACAACAAACACAGGAUGUCGCUGUUGACCAUGAACAUUAUUUCUAGGAGGAGUAAUGCUGGACUAGUCAUGUGAAUACUAAAAAAGGAAUGGAGUUGAAACCAGUAGUGUGUUUUGGGAUGAGAGGAAAAUGCUUGUGCGUCCUGGAUUACUUGGGUUGUAUCAACACGGAUUAGCAGAGCUUGUAUUAUUUUCAUUUUUUCCCUUUUAGUAUAUUUUGGACAAGCGUUUACUUGUACAGCGAUGGGCCUGUGUGACCACAGAAGACGUGUUGGGAUACAAUGUCUUCUGCUGCUUUGUUCAUGGGGAUUGUGUUCCGGACAGUUCGUGUAUUCAGUCUCAGAGGAGGUGGAUAAAGGAACAUUUGUUGGAAAUAUCGCCAAAGACCUAAAUCUUAACGUGAGGGAACUAGAAUCUAGAGAGAUUCAGAUAGUAACCGGAUCCAGACGGAGGUAUUUUGAUAUCGACGUGAAGACUGGCGUUCUUUUUGUCAAUGAGAUAAUUGACAGAGAUGCCAUCUGCCCCAACUCCAUAAAAUGCUCCAUAGAUGUAGAAGCUAUAAUGAAUCAUCCCAUGCGAAUCCAUCGUAUUGAAGUAAACAUUUUGGACAUAAAUGACAACGCGCCAUCAUUUCAAGAGCGCAUUCACGUUAUCAAUAUGACCGAAUAUGCCUCUCCAGGUGAAAGAUUUCCAUUACCACUUGCCGGUGAUGCGGACGUUGGCAGUAAAUCGAUAAAAACCUACAACCUCAGCCCGAAUGAAUACUUCUCUCUGGAUGUACAGAGCGGUGGAGAGCAGAGUGUGACUGCUGAGUUAGUGCUGCAGAAAGCUUUAGACCGAGAGAAACAAGCUGUGAUUAAGCUGGUACUGAUAGCUGUUGACGGAGGAAAACCUCCACGAUCCGGGACUUUAGAGAUAAUAAUUAAUGUGAUAGAUGUGAACGACAACAGCCCGAUUUUCACUAAAUCUCUGUAUAAAGUCCAAGUCUUAGAAAAUGUUACAUUUGGAACUUUAGUUCUAAUCAUCAACGCAACAGACAUAGACGAAGCUGCAAACGGUGAGAUUGAAUACUCAUUCAUUGGUAACAGAGAAAUGGAUCUUCAUAGGCUGUUUGCAGUCAAUCAGCACACAGGUGAAAUAACCAUUAAAGGAGGUUUAGAUCACGAGGAGAACCCUGCGUUUGAAAUCCGUGUACAAGCAAAAGACAAGGGUAAUCCACCAAGGAGUGCCCAUUCAAAAGUCCUAAUUGAAAUACUUGAUAUCAAUGAUAAUACACCCGAGAUAGAAAUAACAUCACUGACCACUGCAGUCAAAGAAGAUGCCGAAAAAGGUACAGCAGUGGCUUCAUUGAGUAUUGGAGACAAAGAUGGGAGUAAAAAUGGACUCAUCAACGCAUUUAUUAUAGGAGAUUUUCCUUUUAAAUUACAGUCGUCGUAUAAGAACUAUUAUUCUUUAGUGGUAGACGGGCCUCUAGACAGAGAGAGUGCCUCUCUUCAUAACGUAACUAUUAAAGCGAUUGAUGAAGGGACCCCACCUCUCUCCAGUACUAGUGUUAUUACUGUACACAUUUCUGAUGUGAAUGACAACGCCCCACUCUUUCCGCAGCCCAUAUUGAACUUUUAUAUAGAGGAGAACAGUCCCGUGGGGGUUCGUGUUGGCAGCGUGACAGCGAAUGACCCGGAUAUCAAUGAAAACUCUCAAUUGACGUAUACACUAUCAAAAAACAAAACAUUCGCCCGUUUGUCAACAUUUCUAAACUUAAAUUCUCUAACUGGUGAAAUAUUCAGCUUACUGUCAUUUAACUUCGAAGAAAUUAAAACAUUCCAGUUCCAAGUUCAGGCUACAGACUCUGGUGUUCCUCCACUAAGCAGCAACGUCACUGUCAACGUUUUUAUCCUGGAUGAGAAUGACAACAGUCCUGUGAUUCUCCCGCCCUAUUCUGACCAAGGCUCCGUUCAUUCUGAGAACAUUCCCUAUUCUGCUGAAGCGGGAUACUUUGUGGCCAAGAUCAGGGUUGUAGACGCCGACUCUGGUUAUAAUGCGCUGCUUUCUUAUCACAUCUCUGAACCAAAGGGGACCAAUCUAUUCAGAAUAGGAACCAACAACGGAGAAAUACGGACUAAGAGACGCAUGAGUGACAAUGACUUAAAAACUCACCCGUUGGUCAUUCUGGUGUCCGAUAAUGGAGAACCUUCCAUGUCUGCGACUGUGUCUAUUGAUGUUGUGGUCGUUGAAAGUACAGAUGACAUGCAGACAACUUUCAGACAACUGCCUGUAAAGGAGGAGAGUUUCUCAGAUUUAAAUCUGUAUCUGCUCGUCGCCAUUGUGUCAGUAUCAGUGAUAUUUCUACUGAGCCUCAUCAGUUUAAUAGUUGUAAAAUGCCACAGGUCAGACGGCAGUUUCAGCAGGUACAGCGCCCCCAUGAUCACCACCCACCCUGACGGGAGCUGGUCUUACUCCAAAUCUACUCAGCAGUAUGACGUGUGUUUCAGCUCUGACACAAUGAAGAGUGACGUAGUAGUUUUCCCCACGCCGUUUUCAUCUGCUGAUGGCGAGCUGAUCAGCAUUAAUGGCGGGGAUACUUUUCAAAGGACAAGAACGCUUCCUAGUAGUGAGAAGGUGAGCUAUUGUUUUCUUUAAUGACCCCCUAUUCUAUUCAAAACCAUGAUUUUAACCUACUGUUAUGGUUGUGUUUUCGUUUUGGAUUUCCCUAUAUUCUAUUUAGGCCUAACUUAAAUUUUCUUGAUUGUUGGCUUAUAUUAGCCUUUUAGGUAAUGAAAUGUGACUUGCCAGUACUAGGAAGUUAUAUGUAUUUAACCCUUGUGCUUUGCUGAAGAAAAAAAUACGUACAUUUUGGUAUGGGUCACAUUGAGCCAGGCACAGUUUAAACACACUCAAGACAGUCAAAGUAAAAACAGACAAAACUUGAUUUUGUCUUGUCAGACCUUUCAGAAAUAAGAAAUACAAGAAUAUUUCAUUUCAAAACUCUAUAUUUAACUAUUUGUUAAACAUAUUUCCUUUCUCACAAACAAGCAUUUUGUGUUUGGAGCUCAUUUUUGAGUGUCUGUGUCAGAGAUCUGCUGCUUCACACUGAGAAAGAGAAGCUUGGGAAUGGUCAUUGUCACCCAAACAUAGUUAUAAUAGUUGAUCCAGAACCAGUAAAAACAAAAUACACUGCUCAAAAAAAUAAAGGGAACGCUUAAACAACACAAUGUAACUCCAA
Salmo salar (Atlantic salmon) is the source of this 3286-nucleotide messenger RNA. Its product is annotated as protocadherin alpha-8. Lineage: Eukaryota; Metazoa; Chordata; Actinopteri; Salmoniformes; Salmonidae. The record is from RefSeq and is a predicted model, not a curated record. Gene Ontology annotation, cellular component: plasma membrane. Gene Ontology annotation, biological process: homophilic cell-cell adhesion. Gene Ontology annotation, molecular function: calcium ion binding.